AUGGAAGCCACCAUGGACAACAAGAGCUCCAACGGCACCAGGAGCAAUACCGGUACUCCAGUGCGACGAUCCAAAAGCCACGGCAGCGCUUAUAACAAUAACAAUAAUAAUAAUAAUAUCGCUACGAGUCCCAGGCCAAGGCUUCCAAAAAGAGAACGAAGCCAUGACGGCACGUUUCCUGCGAACUUUCGACCCACUCGACCCAACUCACGGGACUCGCGGCAGUCGUCGCUGCUCCAAAAAGCAAUGACGGCCAAACCACGGCAAGUCAUGCUGGUGGGCAUUGCCUUGCUGCUCCUGCUCUACACUCUACAUAACCUAGGCAGAUACUAUGCCUCACUGAACUUUAGCUUGGCCAGUGUCAUCCUGCAGGAAGCCAAACUCAUUCGCCCCUUUGGUGGUGCAGACGAGACUAACCGAAGAGAACCCAAAUUUGCCUAUGCCUUUUUGCUGGCAGGGAUACCCACAGAGGAUACCUCAGGAUCUGCUUUUGGAAACGAAAAGUUUCAAAAACAGCCCAAGGAUGCAUAUCGAGGUCUGCUCUACAACGUUUUGGUCAGUGUCAAAAUAUUGCAAGAUUCUGGAUCCAAAGCUGAUUUUGUGCUAUUUGUACACACUGCCUCCACCACAUUUCAAGAACUGCCUCCUCAAGAUUAUCAAUUGUUCCAACAACUCAACGUCACUGUCAAAUACUUGCCCCCCACGCCGUCUCUAGUCAAUGAGUUCAGUACCUUGGUCUUGGAGAAGUUUCGGAUACUAGAGUUGGUUCAGUAUGACAGAGUCUUGUUCCUGGAUGCGGAUGUCAUGCCGCUCUGCAAUUUAGACUAUCUCAUGGAACUCAGUUAUGGCCCCCAAGCCAUUCUGCAAGAAAACGUGAUUCUAUCCAUUGGAGAUACACCGGCCUCGGGGGCCUUCUUCGUGUUGACACCAAAACCAGGAUACUUUCCUACCUUUUUGCACGAACUUUCCAAGUGGAGUUGGUUCUGGUACUCGUUCAAAGCUUCGCUGGGUUGGGGUAUUCCUUUCGCGAAUGAAGAGGAUCCUUCCAAAAAUGACACUUGGAAAGCACUCUCGGGGAAAUCAGGCAAUGAAUGGGACUUUGAUGGAGCCCAGGCCGAUCAAGGACUCCUCUUGCAUUGGACCAAAUUCAUACAGGGCAGUGUCUCCAUUGUGAUUGGAGGUGUCAUUGAAAACUGGGUCAACCGAACGCUGGUUGUUACACACGCCAACAAUCCACUGCUGCCCUAUUCCUGCUUGCCACGAAAUUACAGCGAAACCUUGGGUCACAUGUGGUAUCCAAGUGAAGAAAUCAGUCAACAAACGUCUCCCACGGGCAUUGCACCGUACAGAGACUUUGUGCAGUGGCAAGCCAAUCCCAAUCGACCGUGGCACUAUCCCAAGGCACCACCACCGGUUCUGACCUUGGAUCAGGUCAUGUCCGCACGCAAAUACUGGUUCCAUGUCAUUCGGCAACUCGACCAGGAGCUGCCCGCGCUCCAACUCGACUUUCAAGAACGAAACGUGGUGACGGAUCCCAUGGAAUUCAGCAAGCCAGAAAAGCAUGGUGCCUUCAGAGAGGCAAAUUGGAAGUUUGUAUCCAAACGUCGCGUCAAGAGCCUGCAUCCUGUGUGGAGCACCAAAGUUCAGUCGCUCCAGCAAUGGGCUCUCCGAACUCUUGUCAAUACUACUCGAAUAUCAUUUCCCUGGGAACCACCCAUCUGGCAAGAAAAAGUGGUGGCUUCCAAGGACAAGAACGCACCGCAAUCGGCUAUCCACAAGAAACUUUGGAAGCAAUGUUCCUGUAGUCCGGCAACUAUAUCUACCGAUCCAUGCACUGGCAGUGCCCCAGAAGAAUGGCUCAGUCGUCGUGCUCCCCAUCACCUUUCCAAACAACGGCCACUGUGCCCACAGGCAGUCCGCAACAAGCUAUGGGUUGUGCUGCCAUUUCACCACAUCAAGGAUCAGGAUAUUUCGUCUUUGGUCUGUUCCGUUGCCUGUCAAGACUACCCACCCGACAAAGUAUCAUUGUUGCUCUAUGAUGACCGAUCCAGUGACAAGACUAUUUUGGAAGGUUGCUGUAAAGGCACUGAUAUUUUGAAGUUCCAACCUGCCAUGAGAUCGGGUACAACAGACACAAGGGACACAUUUGCCAAAACCCAUGCCAGCCGCUACGUGACCAAGUUUAGGGGCGACGACAAGAAUGAAACAUUAGCACCCUUGCAACUUUUCUGUGUGCAAUCAAGUAUACAACUGGGCCCCGAGAAAGCUCAGUAUUGGGCAUUGCGGUUGCUGGAAAGCAUUCUGGAACCCAACGAUGUCAUUGUGGCUUUGCAGGCUGACGAUAAAUUGGCGUCAAGGAAUGCACUACAAGAGAUCAAUAGGGCAUACAUCGACAACAACGCCUGGAUGACGAUUGGAUCCAUCCACGAAGAAGGUGGCGGCGUCAACCAAACAAUAAGCUGGGACGGAACCGAGUCUGCAACGGCUACGCUUGGAAAACGGAUGAAGAAGGCGUCCAUGCCAUUUCAUCCACGAGGCCAGGAUCCGCCAUGGCGCUUUGGUGCUCUAUUCACAUUCAAAGCACAUCUUUUGGGGCAUUUGACUAUAUCCGAUUUCUUCUUUGCUUCCAAUACCAAGUCAUGGGACAGGCCUGCGGCUGUUCACGGCUUGUUGUAUCGGAUACUCGAGCUGUCUGGCGUGGACCGCGUCGCAUUCACGCCCAUGAGCUACAAUGGUACCAAAACGCAAUCGAUUACGGAUUUGCAAGCCUCUGUUCAAAAGGAGAUUGUAACCCUGGAACCAUCCGUGAGAUUGGAGUUGCCAAUUCAUGUGGUCUUGGUUUGCUGGGACCGAAUAUUUUUGCUGAAAGACCAGCUGGGGUGGUUGCAGGAGCAGAAUAUUACUCAGACACGGAAGCUGCACCUCCACUUGGUGAACAACAAUCCAACCAUGAAGACUGAGAUUGAAUCCAUUGUGACAACCUUUCGUCAACAGCAGUCAAACGUCACAGAAACCAGACCUCUCGAAAUAACAGUGGUUCACGAGGAAGAGAAUUGGCAUGCCUUCUCGAGGUUCUUGUAUGUUCAAAGACUUCGUCACCAUGAACCACUGGACAUGGUGGUGUUUGUGGACGACGAUCAAUAUUGGCCGCCCAGUUUUGUUGGAGCUCUGUUAGAACGGCAUCGUCCCAAGGGUAUUGUGACGUGGUAUGGGAAAGUGUUCUCCCAAAGGAACACCGACACGGGGCUGGGCGACUAUUGGUCAUCCGAUGUACGGUGGAGUCACAUUGUGAAUAAUACCAAAGCCGAGGUUCAGACGUUUACGUAUGCUGGUCCGGGUGGAUCGGUUUUGGAUGCCAACUUGUGGCUACUGGAUCAACAACUGCUUCGUCUGGCAGGUGACCUGAAGGAUUAUUUUGAGUUUGAUGAUGUCUGGGUGAGCUACAUUUUGGACUCCCUGUUGGGAUGGAAUAUUCGCCGACUUGCCACCCCAAUCCCAGUGGAUAUUGCCAACUGCAAUCAUACGCUUGUUCGUGAGGUCCAACUAUCCCGUCUCCCAGAAGCCACGGCAAAUUUGCUGCUUUCACUACAUGACAAGAUUGGGGAACAGCUCAUGUCUGUGGCGACCUAUACGGGAACUUCACGACAAGUGAAAACUCACAUGUUUGAAGAUCUCCAAACUCGUUUUCAUUGGAACGUCUUCCGGCCGCAAAGCUCCCUCAAACGAGAGAGUCCCAAUCCUUACUUUUCCUUGCCCUCCAUGUCGGUCCAGGAAGCUGCAAGCAAACCAUCAAUCCACAAAGAUGAUGAAAAGCGGGCCUUUAUCUGUGUAACUGGCCAAUUCGAUCGUUUCGAACUGGAAAACAAAAUCAAAAAUCUCUUUGCCCCACUGCAGCGCUCCGGCUACAAGACCGAUGCCGCUUUGGUACUCAGCAAUGGUGAGGCUUCCUACACCAAUGCCAAGAAGAACCGCGUGAGCAACAAGUUCGAAUCCUUCUACGCCAACUUUUCAGAUGCUGUGAUGGAUCUCCAACAGAGUGACAUUCGUGUCUUGACGUUGAAUGGAACCUACCCUCGUUUGGAGAAUCCUCCAGUCCAUCACCAUUACCUCUCUCUGAUGCACAAGUCCCAAAAGAAGGUGAGGACAUGGAGGGAACAAACGGAACGAGCCGGCAAUCAUGGUCGCAUUUUUGACAGCUAUCGGCGAUGUUUGGAACACGCCGAUGAGGCCGCCAAAGAAGCAGGGUACGGGGAACGCAAUGCCCAAUCGUACUAUGAUUUGUUUGUUCGGAUCCGUGACGAUUCGGGGUUGAACCGUCCUCUGCCCAGCAUGGAGAAUGUCAUGUUUGAUGCCAUUCCUCCUCCGCCCAACUCGGUCGUAGUCACCGAGUGCCGUAACUGGCACGGAAUGAACGAUCGAUUUGCCAUUGUCAGUCCUGACGUGGCCCGGACUUACUUUGAACAUCCUUACAACGUGGUGGCUCAUGGUCUAUUUUUGGAUCCCAAAGUGGUCAAGAAUCCCGAAUCCUUCUUGUUGAAUGCGUACACUUUGGCGAAAGUGCACGUGUUGGGCCACCCCAAUCUGAAACGGGUGAAUCGAGUGGUCAAAUUGCACAGUGGGGUGGUCAAGUUCUACAGGGAUGACAAGUAUAAGGCGGGUUGUCCACCAGAAGACGUGCACAUGGAGCGCAACUUCGAGUUGUACGGAUGGGUUCUGUAA
Molecule: messenger RNA, 4719 nt
Organism: Seminavis robusta
Lineage: Eukaryota; Bacillariophyta; Bacillariophyceae; Naviculales; Naviculaceae
Source: the annotation of a GenBank genome assembly